This is a messenger RNA of Lynx canadensis (Canada lynx), 1391 nucleotides long. RefSeq names its product endosome associated trafficking regulator 1 (gene ENTR1). Gene Ontology annotation, cellular component: early endosome; ciliary basal body; recycling endosome. NCBI's taxonomy places the organism in Eukaryota, Metazoa, Chordata, Mammalia, Carnivora, Felidae. The record is from RefSeq and is a predicted model, not a curated record. Gene Ontology annotation, biological process: positive regulation of cilium assembly; regulation of cytokinesis; positive regulation of protein localization to cilium.
AUGGAAAAUGGCCUGAGGGCCAAGCUAGAGGAGCACAGAGAAGGGAAAGUGCCAGGAAGUGGGUUGUGCACGGGCCUGCAGGUGAAACCGGGAGCCUGCAGUUUGGACAAAGAGGAGCCGGUGAAGCCUGACUCAGCAGGGGGCGCAUGCCGGGCCUGGCCUGCGCCUGAGGGUCAAGUGCGGGAGCACCUGCCGGCCGAGCGCGCCGGGCCCCGAGGCCGCCCCCGACCCGCCGGGACGGGCUCCAGAUUUUGGCUACGGGAAGGGGGAGAUGCACUACGCAAGGCCCGCCAGGAGCCCAGGAGGCACAUUUUGGAGAUCGAUCAGCUUGAAGAUCUUGCAGAGGCCGAUCCGUUCUCCUUCAGAGAGUUUCUGAAAACCCAGAACCCGGGCCUGUCGGGAGAAGACACCGCCAACAACAGGAUUUAUUCAAAGGAACCCGCAAGGCACCUGCCGGGACUGGGCCGCAGCUCCCCAACCCCCCAGACCGUGGGGUACGGCCAGGCAUAGCAGCAGCCGUCUUUCGAGGACCCUACAGGGGCUGGUGACCUUCUGGACGAGGACGAGGGGUGGAUCGGGGCCUACUCGCCGGCCAGUGUGGACACGUACGGCUCCUCCUCCUCCUCCACCCCGUGGGAGCUGGUGGGGCCCGAGACCCUGCCCCCGUGGAUGCUGAGCGACCCUGACUCCCGCCUGCCUCUCUCUCCGGCGGGGAGCCCCGGCGCACACUUCGCGGCUCCCGGAGAGUCUCUGGGGGACAGGCGCCCGCGGACGCUGCAGAGACGCCACGAAGCGCUGAAAGCUGAAAAUCCUAGGCCGAGAGGAAAGCCGCCUGAGGUCCAGAGCUUCUCCGAAACUCAAGCAGAAACGGGGAGGACGCUGGAGCGGAAGCCGGAAGCGAAAACGAUAAAGGCGGAAAGUGACGGCCGAGAUCCGGAGUCAGUGGUCCCGCAGGGGCAGCAGCACCUGGCGCCGAUGACAAAACGGGCCGUAAGGGCGGGAGGUCCCAUCCUGAAACCGAAGCGGGACAGAAGCUCGCUGCAGGCCUAGGUCUCGAACUUCAAGCGCGAGAAGGCGGCCUUGCGGUCGGGCCAGGGCGCCGCGCUGCAGGGGGCGAGGCAGAACACCCACGUGGCCUCGCGGAACCUUCGCGUCCGCAGGAACAACGCCCACUCCUCCAUCAGGCAGCUGGUUUCUGGAGCUGAAGCGUUGAAUCGUGUUGCCGAAAUCCUUCAAUCCUUGGACAGAAUUUCCGAAAUGCAAGAUGAGGAAGAGGAGUCUUGAGAGCCGUGAGGUGCCUCCAGGUCGCAGCCCUGCUUCCGCCCGGCCGCCGCCGCUCGCUGGGCUUGAAAAUGCCUUUGUGUCUUUAAGUACGGGGUCCUCGGCCGUAG